CCCAGCCAGCAUUUGGAAGAAGCAGUCAGCAGAAGGCUGGAGAGAGGAGAGAGAGGGGGGAGAAUCUCACAAUUGGAAUCUUCGUGUUGGAGCAGUCACUGAUAAGAAUGCACUCCUUGAUUCUACUACUGAGCCUAACUCUCUCCGCUGGAUUUCAAACAUCAUCAGCAUUGUACUUGGAACCAUGCUCAACGUACAUCAGCCUGAAUGAGCCGUGGCGGAACACUGAGAAUCACAUCAACGAUUCAUUGGGGGCGCUCAAGUGUGACAACGAUAUGGACGGGCAGUGGUACCGUUUCACUGGCAUGUCAGGGGAUGCCAUGCCCACUUUCUGCAUCGAGGAGAAUUUCUGCGGCACCCACGCGCCCAUCUGGCUUAAUGGCAGCCACCCUAACGUGUCUGCUGGCAUUGUGUCCAUAGAGGCAUGUGCCAGCUUCAACAACAAUUGCUGUCUGUGGAGCACCAUUAUUGAUGUGAAGGCAUGCCCAAAGGGGUAUUAUGUGUACCGCCUGCCCAAACCCAAUUACUGUUUUCAUGCCUACUGUGGACAUUUCUAUGAUAUAUGCGACGAGGCAGAUUGUGUGGGGACCUGCUCAGGCUUGGAGGAGUGCCACUGUACUGAAGGAACCGUGCUUGGACCAGAUGGGCAGACUUGUCUAGAUGUCAACGAAUGCGAGGUAAAUAAUGGAGGCUGCAGUGAGAUCUGCCACAACCUGAAGGGUUCAUUCCAGUGUUCGUGCAUGGCUGGGCAUGUGCUGAGCAAUGACCAUGUGACCUGUGAAGACAUUGAAGGCUGUCACUAUAAUAAUGGAGGGUGUAGCCAUGUCUGCACGACUGGAGAUGAUGGGUACCAUUGUGAAUGUCCACGUGGUCUUGUCUUAUCAGAAGACACUCACAGCUGUUUAGUUCCUGUCCAAUGCAAGUCAGAUUCAAUUGAGGUGUCGGUGCCUAAGGAUUUGAUUGGUGGUUUAGAACUGUUUCUCUUGAACUCAUCGUGCCAAGGACUUUCCAAUGGAACUCACGUCAACAUCAACUUUAAUCUGAAAACCUGUGGCACAGUUGUUGAGGUUGUGGAUGAUAAGAUAAUUGCAACCAACACUCUGACAGGCAUUCCGAAGCAGACCCCAGGAAGCAACGGGGAUAUUAUCAUCCGGACCAGUAAGCUGGUGAUCCCCAUCGUGUGUGAGUUUCCUCGACGGUACACCGUGUCCGAAGGCUAUGUGCCAAACUCCUUGAAUUCUCAAUUGGAGAUCAUGAGCAGAAACCAUGGACGUUUCCCCUUUGCUCUUGAAAUCUUUAAAUCCAAGGAAUUUGAUGAAAUUUACAGAGAUGCACCACCGGUUCUCAAACUCCGCGACUCGCUGUACUUCGGGAUUGAGCCCCUCAUGCACGUGGAUGGGCUUCAGGCUCUUGUUGAGAACUGCUUUGCCACCCCUUCCCCCAAAAGUGAUGAUAUCAUGAGAUAUUACCUGAUCAAGGAUGGCUGUGUCAGUGAUGAUGCAGUAAAACAACAGACUUCCAGGGACCAUCUAGCAAAACAUUUCUACGUGCCUGUCUUCAAAUUUGUGGGAAAAGACAAUAAGAAGGUGUACUUGCACUGCCGGGUUUUGGUGUGUGGGGCUUUGGACGAGAGAUCCCGCUGUUCUCAAGGAUGUCGUGCACGGAUUCAAAGAUCUUCCGAAACAGAAGAUACAGGUCAUCUGAGAAACCAUGUUCUUACUGGUGGACCAAUAGUAAUCGACACCGAGUAGUGGAACUGUAGUGUCUAAACAUUAUACUCAAUCUAACAGCUUUGAAUUCAUUCGUAUUGUAUGCAUAUCCAAAAUGUAGAAGUUUGUUUUUGAAUCUUGUAAAGCACGCAUAGUCUCAUUUCAAUAAUAACAAUAAAUGUAACUUUUACUCAA
Molecule: messenger RNA, 1904 nt
Organism: Callorhinchus milii (elephant shark)
Lineage: Eukaryota; Metazoa; Chordata; Chondrichthyes; Chimaeriformes; Callorhinchidae
Gene: oit3
Product: oncoprotein induced transcript 3
Exons: 9
Coding region: 108-1751 (547 amino acids)
Molecular function (GO): calcium ion binding
Source: RefSeq, a predicted model, not a curated record